Scomber scombrus (Atlantic mackerel) is the source of this 1572-nucleotide messenger RNA. RefSeq names its product mucin-5B-like. The coding region runs from base 13 to 501 and encodes 162 amino acids. The record is from RefSeq and is a predicted model, not a curated record. The transcript is spliced from 2 exons. NCBI's taxonomy places the organism in Eukaryota, Metazoa, Chordata, Actinopteri, Scombriformes, Scombridae.
UUGAAGACCAAGAUGGAGAAAGCAGGGAAGGUUGUCCUUGUCCUCUGUGUCUAUUUGACCAUCUUAAUGAGCAGCAUUGAGGCGCAAUCUACACCGUGUGCCAACUGUACUACUGCAACAGCGAACAGCUCCAUGGAAACGGGUACUACCCCACCUGCAGCUACCAGACCAAAUCCUGACCACAGCUCACCUCAUGUAACCCCUCAUGGCAACAUCAGCAGCACUCCUACCCCACGACCGCACCACUCAUCCUCUGCCUCAGUUGUCUCUACAACCUCCAUGGCUGUCACCGCCUCAUCAAAGCACCACACAAAGCCCUCAGGAUCCACCCACACCCCCAAUGCCACAAAAUUCACCACUCACUAUUCUACAGUUGGGCAUGCUGGUUCUCACCCUACCACCAUUGAAGCUACAACAGCAAAAGGAGGGUCUUCCUCUUUGUUCAGGUCCUGCAGUCAACUGCUGGUGCCCAUAAUCUCCAUUCUGAUCUUCAGUGCAUAGGGCUGAAAGUGUUACAGCAAGGGACUCCAUCUUUAUUUUUCAUUUUUAUAUCAAACCCACAAAUUAUUUUAUGUAUUUUAAGAAAAAUAACUCGAACCCUAAUCUUAACCCUAACCCUUACCCUAAAAAUGUUUGAUUUUUGAUUCUCAGAGACUUUCCUGUUUAACAGCUCUUGAUGUGACUCAUUCUUGAUAUUAACGCUAUGAAGUGCUUUGUUUGCACUGAGCUCUUCUCAACUUUAAACCAACACUGUGUAAAAAGCCAUGAUUCAGAUGUCAGAACUAUAUUAAGUUACAAAUUACAAACAUAAACAUUACACACAGAAUUCAUUUGUUGUUUUGACAAUUAAAAUCCUAAUUGAAUUGCCAUUGGAUUUUAAGUUAAGUGGGAGGAAAUGCUGGUGGCCAGUUGGGGAUUUGGAACUGGGAAAUAAUACGCUACUGGGUGAAUCCUACAACAACUUCAGUUCUGUUAAGACAGAUGUAAAUGGUAGAGCUCGGUAGACUGCCACCACAUUUGCAUUUUGGUUUUGAAAUUGAAAAUAUGUACUAUUAAAUUCAAAUGGCGUCUCAUUCAAAUUCAGGCUGUUUGUGUAAAACCACCUUUAGUGUUUUUGUUUUUGUUUUCUUGGGACACGACAGCGUUGUGAUUGAAACUAUCUCUAUAACUUUUUCAAACAGAUUUUUAAAGUAUAUGUGGAAUAUACUGAACAUGUCUUUAUGCUAUAUAGAUUGAAUAAGUGAAAAGGAUGAGUAUGAUGUAGAUGAACAGUGGACCUGGCCAAAAGUCAGGCAGAUCUUCUUGGCUAAAUAAAGUUUCCAGGCUGUCACGUUAUUACUAUUCUUGUAGGACUGAAUAGAGAUUUAAAAGGUUUUAGAUGAAACUACAUUUCAGUUAAAUGUGUAUUGUAUGUAUAUGGAAAACAAUAUAGGGGAAUGGAUAUGUGACAGAUAUAAGCACUUUGAACUGAGUGAAUUAUGAGUUUAAUUUCCAUUUUAAUUUCAACCAAUUCAGCACAAUACACAAUACUGCAUGUUUGUAAGUUUAUUGUAAUUUCAUUCAAAAAAUAUG